Hyaloscypha bicolor E is the source of this 1305-nucleotide messenger RNA. RefSeq lists its product as uncharacterized. Bases 199 to 1167 code for a protein of 322 amino acids. The transcript is spliced from 2 exons. Lineage: Eukaryota; Fungi; Ascomycota; Leotiomycetes; Helotiales; Hyaloscyphaceae. The record is from RefSeq and is a predicted model, not a curated record.
CCGUCUUCUCUCCCGCUGGCUGUAAGAUCCAGAGAUUCGACAGCUCGAGACCAGGCUCACUCUUGGCAGAGCCCUGCCGACUUUGCAUGUCACCGGGUUGUGCCCUUUGCGAGAGGAUGAACGGGGACAGAAAGGCUCCGGUGCUCUCUGGUAGAAGUUGCGGCUGGAACAAAACGGUCCUCUUCGACAUAUCGAGACAUGUUCUCUAUCCGAACUUCCACGUGUCUUCGUUCCUUCCACCGUGGUUGCGUCGCAAAGGACGGUGGGAAAUACGGAGCGCAGUUUUUCGGUCCUUGUGCAGCACCGAUGUUGUGCCUACCUCAGAUCCCGUUCACAGAAACUGCGGAUAGUCGUCUUACGGACUGCUCCUCGAGAAUAAUGUAUUACAACCGGCACUCCCUUGCGAUCUGGGUAUUCUCCAUGGUUUCGGCAAAUUCUAUUCCAGGUAUGCCUUUGGACACGCUCCAAGAGCAAAUGAUGAUUGAUUACGCCAUUCAAUUAUCUCGUAAAGAUGCGCCAAUCACCGAUACUUUAACUGACACUAUGCCAACUACCUUACCUCCUGUCAAGACCCAUCCGGAGAAGGCAGAACUUGUGGAGGUUACGGACAUGUCUUUCUACCACUCCCCUCGUGCCACAGAGGAUUUCAUCAACAGGAAGAGCUCAGUCGAGGCUAUCUUCACAGUCCCAGCACGUGGGGAAGGUCAAGUCUCCUCCCCGUUCGCUAACGAAGUGGUCGUCGUACUUCAAGAUCACAAGUUCGUCAAGGGUAUCCAAUGGCAAGAGGAGAGUACGGAAAAGCAAUACAUCACAUGGUACAAGCAGGUGCAGCAUGACAUCUUCAAGCAAGAAUCCAACAAAGGCUACACUUAUGUUCCUGAGUUUGGACUGGUCAGAAUCACUCCUGCAGAACUCUUCGAGGAGAGACCGGUUGCUCGCGCAAUUGAAGUGGUGUUUGAGGAAGAUGAAGCUGAAGCUGAGGAAGGUGAAGUUAAGGGAGAAGUCAAUGCUUGGGGACAGGUUGUAGUCACGGGACAAGACAAGGGUGCACCUGAUCAAGGAGCAUCCGAGGACACUACUUGGGGACAGAAUAUUGAGCAGAAUAUUGAGGAGAAAAAGGAGCAGAAAUCUGGCGGUUGGGACACUACUCAAGGAGGAAAUUGGUAAAGAAGACGAGUUCGGAGAACUCUUACUGUUGAAGGGGGGAUGUUGUGUCGCACGUGACUUAGCUUAGCGCGACCUGUAUCUUAGUUCUCGAGCUCCCCGCUCCUUCUUCCCUCUUUAGACGUACAUUACACACCCAAC